AAUCAGUCGUGCAGAUAAAAAGGGGAGCAUUGCCUGCAUUGGCAGGCUACAGCAUUGGCAGGCUACAGCAUUGAGGGCGCCCAAGGAAGGGCGUUAGGUGGGCUCAAGGCAACGACGGUAGAAGCAUCAUACAUAACCUGGUUAAGCUACCCCGACACACAGGCUGCAAUCCACGAUCCAACAGAACUAUCACUUGGUGCAAUUCAAUAUCAGCUUACUUCCGACAUGACUACCUCGAAGCCUCUAGAGUACUCGGCUGAUUUGCAGGAGUUCGCCAUUUCUGCACCAGAGUACUUGAGCCAACAUCCGCAGCACGAUGUCCUCGUCACCGGAGCAGUAGUGUUUGACAAGGAUGGCAAGCUUCUGCUGGUACAACGUGCAGCCGAUGAGAGAGCGUUUCCCGAUUUCUGGGAGAUUCCCGGGGGCAAGGUGGAAGAUGACGACGAAACAAUUCUACAUGGUGCGGCGCGAGAGUUGAAGGAAGAAACGGGACUUAGGGCGACGCGGGUGCUAGGAAAGGUGGCGCAGUUUACAUUUGGCGACGAGAAGCCCGGUCGGCCGACGACUAGGUGGUUGAAGCUCAUUUUCGAGAUGGAGGUGGAGCAUGCUGACGCCGUCGUACUUGACCCGGUGGAGCAUCAGCGGUUUGUGUUUGCUUCUGAGGAAGAAGUGGUCAACGACGGAGCAGGCGAUAUAGUGUUCAAAUACAUCAACGCAACGAACAAGGCGGUCAAGCUGGAGGCGUUCAAGCGCAGAGAGGAGGCCCAGCCGUCUUGAUCGGUGUCGACUGUCAUUUACUAGCGG
Bipolaris sorokiniana ND90Pr is the source of this 804-nucleotide messenger RNA. RefSeq lists its product as uncharacterized. Lineage: Eukaryota; Fungi; Ascomycota; Dothideomycetes; Pleosporales; Pleosporaceae. The coding region runs from base 226 to 777 and encodes 183 amino acids. The record is from RefSeq and is a predicted model, not a curated record. The transcript is spliced from 2 exons.